Cyclopterus lumpus (lumpfish) is the source of this 519-nucleotide messenger RNA. RefSeq names its product keratin-associated protein 10-4-like. The transcript has 2 exons. Bases 1 to 519 code for a protein of 172 amino acids. NCBI's taxonomy places the organism in Eukaryota, Metazoa, Chordata, Actinopteri, Perciformes, Cyclopteridae. The record is from RefSeq and is a predicted model, not a curated record.
AUGCAGGACGCCGACUGCCAGGACGCCGACUGCCAGGACGCCGACUGCCAGGACGCCGACUGCCAGGACGCCGACUGUCAGGACGCCGACUGUCAGGACGCCGACUGUCAGGACGCCGACUGUCAGGACGCCGACUGCCAGGACGCCGACUGUCAGGACGCCGACUGCCAGGACGCCGACUGCCAGGACGCCGACUGUCAGGACGCCGACUGUCAGGACGCCGACUGCCAGGACGCCGACUGUCAGGACGCCGACUGUCAGGACGCCGACUGUCAGGACGCCGACUGCCAGGACGCCGACUGCCAGGACGCCGACUGUCAGGACGCCGACUGUCAGGACGCCGACUGUCAGGACGCCGACUGUCAGGACGCCGACUGCCAGGACGCCGACUGUCAGGACGCCGACUGCCAGGACCCCGACGGGACGUCUUUGGUGACGAGGUCGCCGCCGACGGGCCUUCGUCAGAGACUCGGAGACCCUCUCGACCCACUUUUCUUUUCUUACUUUGCAGGCUUAUAG